AUAGUCAUCUCUAAACUGUAUGGAGUACAUAAACUGCACGAUCACUUAGUGUAUAUAUCGGAAGCAUGAAUAUCGUAAAAGCGCUUGCGCUUUUAAACAAAUAGUCAGUUCCACUCAGUUCCUAAAUGUGUGGCCGAAAUAUCAAGUCAGAAAGCAAUAGCAGUUCUGACAGUAAUUUUUUGACGUAACAUUUUUCUUAGUUCGUUAUAAAUAAGUAGUGAUUGUUUUAUUAGUUCGUAAGAAUAUUUUUCGAUGCAUCAAUAUAGAAAACCCAAUGAAACGUAAUAUUGUCAUAAACUAUUAAAUUCACGUAGAGGAGACAAAGAAACGUAGCGAUUAAGUUCCAUGCAACUUUAAAAUAAGUCAAAAUGAGUAAAAAACGGAAUCGACAGUCCGAUCCAAACGGAGAUCUUAGUGAUGGUUCGACUGAUUCAUGUGAUAAAUCCUUCGCUACAGCGACUAAAUGUCCACAUAUUGGGAAAGCAGUAAGUUUUAAUAAAAUCAAAAAAUAUAUUAUUAAAACAGGGAUGAGUAUAGAAUGUGCAACUUGUAAAAAAAAUACAAGUAAUUCUAUCAAAUCUAAGGAAGAGGAAUGUGCAAUAAGUUCAGGAAUAUUAAUAUGCUUGCAAUGUGGACAUCAAGGUUGUGGAAAAGAACAAUGUGGACAUGCUUUAGAACAUUAUAAAACACCACAUAGCGAUUGUCAUUCCUUAGCUGUAGAAACUGUUCAUUGGAAUCUUUGGUGUUUUGAAUGCGAGAUAGAAGUUAAUAUUGGUUGCAGAAAAAAACUUCAAGAAACUAUAGACUUUGUAAAAAGGGCUGCUACAGCAAUGAAUAGUCCCUCUCAAAAUAAAGUGAUACAAAACCAACUUCAAAAAGAGACUGUUAAUGUAGAUAAAAAUCAAAAAGAACAAAUUUUAUACAAUCUUCCUAAAGUAGGGGGUUUAAUGAAUUUGGGAAACACUUGUUUUUUCAAUGCAGUUUUACAAUGUUUAGCACAAACACCUUUCUUAGUGAAGGUUCUCGAGGAUCUACGUCUUCCUGGACAGAAAUUUGUUUUACCAGGAGGAAAGCACAAACCUGCCAAUAGUUCAGAAGAAAUUGAAUUGCCUCCAAUAGAAGGUACUUUAGAAGGCUGGCAAAAUUGUAGUUUUACUUCAAUUUUGUGUAAGACACUUACUGAAAUGCAAAACUCUGAUGGACGUCAAGCAUAUCGUCCCUCGGAGCUAUUAAAUUCAUUUAAGAAGAAAACAAUGCAGUGCAUGGAUGGAGGGCAACAUGAUUCACACGAACUUCUUAGACAUCUUUUAGAAAUAGUUCGAAAUGAAGAUCUUAGGAGAUAUCAAAGCAUAAUUUUAAAAGAAGUUGGUUUGAAUGAAAAAACCAACCCAGAGGGAGUUGAAGACAGUCUUAAAUCACGUGUAAAAUUUUACGGAAAUCAGGCUAGCGCAAGGUUACUUGGCCCAGAACUGGUUUUUCGUGGAGUUUUAGUUUCCACAGUAGAGUGUCUUGAUUGUCAUCACACUUCACAAAGUAUGGAACCUUUUCUUGAUUUAAGUUUACCAGUAAUGGCUGAUAAACCACAACCACCCGUUUUAAAAAGGAAGAAUAGUGGUUUUGAAGAUUCUUUCAACGUAAUUUCGCAUUCACCUUCUAAAUGUCAACCAAGAAAGGAGACGCCUGUCCGGAAAAAUCGGAAGAAUAGAAAGCAAAAUAUUAUAAAUAUUUACGAAAAGUUCACAUUUGACAAUAAUAUUGCUGAAGAAAACAAUGGUAGUAUACUUGAAUCAGAAAAGGGUGAUGCGGAUGUAGAAGAUAACAUAGAAGCAGAGGGUCUUCCAGAAGUAGCUGAAUCAGGUUGUAGUUCAGAAAAGCAGUCUGCAUUGGCAAGUCCUGCUUCUCCAUCGACUGAUGUAAUGAAAUCAAAUGAAAAUAUGAAUGAGCUACCAUUAAAUAAUGGUUUGCAAAUGACUCCAACAAAUAAUUUGAAUUUACUACAACUCCAAGAUAAUUUUAGUACAAAAACAUUACCUGGUUCAAGUCCAACGAAUGCAUGCGUGGUAAAUUCAUCACAACCAAAAGUUUCGGAUGGAUUAGACAGCUCUGAAAGUGUAGAAAAUGAAAGUGAAGUCCAAACUGGAUUCUCUCUUUCUACUUCUUUAGCAGUAAAUUCAAAUUUAACGAGUCCAGAAGUAUCAACGAUUAGUCCUAGUUCAAUUUCAUCUGAAGAAAGUCCAAAUAGUCCUAUUUCUGGUGGUAUAAAUGGAGAAAAUGGAGUAAUUAAUGAAAGGCCAGUAUCCAAGCUUGAUCAGACCGUAACAAAAGAAGCUUGGGAUGAAUGGCCAGCAAGAAGAAAAAUAGAAGAAUACUCAAAUGAGGUUAACAAUACAUUUGAUGGGCUCAUUUCUGAAAUUUCAAAAAUAAUUAUCAGUUCUAACAGUCAGCAAUCGCCUAUUAAAUAUCCAACUAAAGAAGGAGAAUGUUUAAUACAAUCGUGCUUAAAACAAUUUGCGGCUUUAGAAUUGAUGAGUGGUAGUAAUAAAGUUGGUUGCGAGGCUUGUACUGCCAGGGAAAAAAAGGUAAAAGGAGAUUGUAAGAUGGUAUGUACUCCAAGUACAAAACAGUACCUAAUUUCUCGAGUACCUGCAGUUUUGAUUCUACACUUAAAACGUUUUCAAGCACAACGAAUUGAUUUUCGAAAAGUAACAAGACACGUUUCAUUUCCUACUUUACUCGAUCUAUCACCCAUUUGUAAAAAUCAUAAAAAACCUAGAAUUUAUGCACUCUACGGUGUCGUUGAACAUAGUGGAACUAUUCAUGGCGGACAUUAUGUUGCUUAUGUAAAGUCUCGGUUACCAUUAAAGCCAGAUGAUCCUCGGUGGUCAUUUUUACCGCCAAAGGAUCCGCAGGAUAUGCAAGAGAACUCAUACUCAUCAAGUUCUGAUUCUAAAACUGAAGAAACAACUUCAACCCUCCCAACUAUAAUCGAACCACCACCUGGAAAGUGGUACUAUGUCUCGGAUUCUAGAGUAUCAGAAGUCGAUGAAACGACUGUACUACAAAGCCAAGCUUACCUUCUCUUCUAUGAGAGAAUUUUUUGAAUGUUAUUUAUCAACAGCCGCUAAAAUAAAGCACGAGGAACUUGUAUUUUACAACAGUAAAAUGCUAAAUAGUGAAAGAGAUUUUAAAAUUCUAUAAACUUCAAUUAUUUGAACUGAUCGAAAUAUGAAGAUUCACUUGUGAAGCUAUGGACUUUAACAUAAAAUAUUGUAAUUGUGAGAUGUAUAGUUUGUUAAUGGUACUAAUUGGAACUUACAUUGAAAUUGUUUUUCAUUAUAUUUAAAAUUGUCAACAGAACAUUGUAUAGCAUUUUUAUGUGUUAUUUUAAACUGUAUUGUGAUCAUUAUUAUGAUCAUUAUUUUAAAAACAACUACAAAAUCUUUAUUUUAUGAAAUACUUAAAGCAUUUAUGUGAACCAUUGAUGAUAAUGAAUGCUGUUUGUACUUUGAUACUCACAUUUCACAAAAACUAUCAAAAUUUAUCACAUUAGUUAAAUAAAAGAUUUUACAUAACGAAAAAUAAAAUUUACAUUUAGAAUUUAUAAUUGAAGGUGAGCGUUUUUAUUUUGAAGCUAUAGUAAUGAACAAUUUAACUAUAAAGUUCAUAUUUCAUUGUAUUUUUUUUCUCAUUGUACAAUAUUUUUAAAAAUUAUUUAUUAUCAUUUUUUUUUAAAAUAGUUCAAAUGCAUGUAUAAAGUGAAAAAACAGCAAUCAUUACUAUAACAUUACUAAUAAAAGGAUUAAAGACAAUUGUAAAUCCGAAUGAACAACAGUAGAUUUCGGCUAUUGGUAUUGAUUGAAACGAAUAAAUCAGAACCGUACACACCGAA
Molecule: messenger RNA, 3889 nt
Organism: Megachile rotundata (alfalfa leafcutting bee)
Lineage: Eukaryota; Metazoa; Arthropoda; Insecta; Hymenoptera; Megachilidae
Gene: Usp16-45
Product: ubiquitin specific protease 16/45
Biological process (GO): protein deubiquitination
Cellular component (GO): cytosol; nucleus
Molecular function (GO): zinc ion binding; cysteine-type deubiquitinase activity
Source: RefSeq, a predicted model, not a curated record